CGGGAAACCUCACUAGGGGGCUACUCAAAAAACGACAGCCCCCUAUAAGAACUCGGCUUCUUUACCCAAGCCCUUUAUUUGAACGUGGUUUGGCCGAAGUAAACGUUUGCUGUAAGAAAUUUGCGACGGUAUCGCGAUCGUAACUUGUGAAAAGUUUUCAAUCGCCUGUAAGGGUCACUUGGGGCGGCGACGGCCUUGUUAAUCAGUAUCUUUGUAUUGGAGCUGUCAACUCUCUGAUUGAUAAGUGAAUUGAGUCAUUUGGUUUUCAUUCCCAUCAAGCAAAUUGGCCUGGACUGGAUCGAGCGAUCGACUCGCGAGGAAGGACAGAAUUGUGACAGUGUUACAUGGUCUACAUGCAGUUAUGUGCGACAGUUCAGACGGCAGCCUAACAGGGACAUGAGUUUUCGAUUUCAACGACGAAAAACUGACUUGUGCCGCGUGUUGCUCACGACUUGUUUAUUUCCGCUUCUACGUGAGUAGACUCUUCAAUCGAACGCUCGGAUCGCGCGUUCGUUACUAUUCGAUACGAUUCACCGAGUAAUCCUUAUGUUGUGAUGGCUUUAAAUGUAAAUAUACUCACAUUACUCGUUCUCUCAUUUGUGCUCGUAGUGCUGGUUGUCACAGCAGAGACACAAAAGUGUACGCAAAUUAUCAACGACCGCUGCACUAUGCCGUACAUUAGGACUAUAGAUGCGGUCGAUCCUGAGAACAACCAAGAAAUCUGCACCGCUUUGGCUGUUUAUUUACGCUGCGUAGAGGACGUAAAAAAGACAGUCAAAAGUUGUCGCUCAGAUCUUCAAUUUCUUACAAUAUCGACUUUGAUACCGAUGAAAAUGAAAGCCCGAAAUUGUGGGAAUAUUUCGCUUCCUACAAACGAAACAGCUCUGAUCGGUACAAAGUCUCCAACUAAGCCAACCACGAAACGACCUGGUUGUUUGAACUUUACAUCUGAGGACCUCAAACCUUCUAAAGAACAAAUUAGGCUAAACCCACACCAUUUUCGAUUGUGUGCAUUAUUCGGGGACCCACAUUUAAAAACAUUUACGGAGGAACGUCAAACUUGCGUCGUUCAGGGAGCGUGGCCGCUUAUUGACAAUAAUUAUUUCUCUGUGCAAGUUACCAACGUGCCGCUGGUAGCGGGUUCAAGCGCUACAGCCACGAACACCGUAAGUACUGGUAAAUUAUUUUGAAUUUGCGCACUUCUCUACACGGAACGUGUCCAAACAACACAGGCUUUUGAAUUAUGCAUACACGUCCUACAGCUUACGGCUUCCUUACACUAUUCAAAUAUGGUCUCCAACUGCUUGACAGAAACACGGCAUGUCUUCAGCGCUGUGCCGCUUGUCAAUUUCACAAGCUUGUGUGUGUUUCCCAAUGGGUUUGCUAAACGGCUGCGGUGUCAGUUUAGUGCCCAACCACUGCAUUCAUUAACCGUUUACUGUUCUAAUCGUUCGUUGCACUGACCGAUCUCGUUCGCUUUUGUGAUGAAACUAAUCACAUAUCAUCAUGCAAUUUGUUUCUGAAAUAAAGCAAUCCAUCAUCACAGCUCGCACAAGAGGCUGCCAAAAUUGAUGGAUCGCGAUUUGGUGACUGUGUAUGUUAAUCGCUGCACUCAUAUUUUCUCUUUUAGAUCACAGUGCUGAUAAAAGCGAAUGGAAACGGCUGCGUAGAUCAGAAAAUUUAUCGAGCCGAAGCGGGUUCGCUUCCCGCUGAGUUCCAUGAUGGAACACAACGGACUGGACCUGCAGACUGCUCCGCUGAAAUCUUCCAGAGGAAAAAGGGACGUCGAUUUCAUAUCGAGAUAAAAAUCUGUUACAUCAGCACCACGAUCAUUAUCCGACAGGUCGGAGAUUUUCUGACAUUUCACGUUAAAAUUCCCGAGCAGCUUCUGUCUUCUGUCCCGUCUACGGGACUCUGUGUAACGGGAUGUCCUUCUCGCCAAAGAAUUGACUACCGAGAGCUAUUAUCAUUUACGGACAAUCAACUCGCGAAAAUGCGUCCACGGAGGAGCAAAAUGUCUCGCGCAGAGGCCUAUGCUAACUGCACUGAAACGAAAAUCACGGGUUUCUAUCUGGAUUCAUGUUUAUUUGAUCUUUUGACAACGGGAAACGUGAAUUUUACAGCCGCUGCGUGGCACGCUUUAGACGAUUCAUUCCUGCUGGAUGAAAUUGGAACAUUGAGAGACCUACAGUCGUACAAUAUGACGGAACCACGGACAGACAAGCCAACAUGGCCAGUUAAAAUACCAGUUUCAAGUUCACAGACACUGUCUCAUUCAUUCGCCAUUCUCACGGUUCUACUGUUUUCCUUGUUCAUUUUGGCAAGAUAACUAGAGCCGAAAUGCGCAUAAUGGCAGUUUCAAAGUACAGUAAUUUAUGAUCUGUAUCGGCGAUUCUUAUCUGUGGCCUGUCAAGAAAUUCCACUUGAAGUGAGAUUAUUUUCAAUCUUUCAAAAUCUACUUGUAGUUUU
Pocillopora meandrina is the source of this 2469-nucleotide messenger RNA. The record is from the annotation of a GenBank genome assembly. NCBI's taxonomy places the organism in Eukaryota, Metazoa, Cnidaria, Anthozoa, Scleractinia, Pocilloporidae.